AUGACCGGGCUGUGCCUCUUCUGCCUGCUCUGGCCUCAGGACCUGGAGACCCCCGCGACGCACACCUUCAAGAUGACGAGCUUCAAGAAGGUGAAGGCGUGUGGGAUCUGCCGGCAGGCCAUCACGCGCCAGGGCAGCACCUGCCGAGGCUGCAAGCUUUCCUGCCACACCAAGUGUCAAGCCAAGGCUGUGACCCCCUGCUCCCCCACUGUCAACUAUGAGCUGCCAUCCCCAGGGGAGAGCAUCAUGAAGCAGGCAGACACCCUGGACGCCACAAAAUCCCCUAGGAGUGGGCAGUCACGUCACAAAACAUCCAGGAGCAUGAGCCUGACUGCAGCCAUGGAGAGCAGUUGUGAGCUGGACCUGGUGUACAUCACGGAGCGGAUUAUUGCUGUCUCCUACCCCAGUGCAGCUGAAGAGCAAAGCUUCUGCAGCAACCUCCGCGAGGUGGCCCACAUGCUGAAGUCCAAGCACGGGGACAACUAUGUGCUUUUCAACCUCUCUGAGCGGAGAAAUGACAUCAGCAAGCUUCAUUCCAAGGUGCUGGAUUUUGGGUGGCCUGACCUGCACACCCCAGCGCUGGAGAAGAUCUGCAGCAUUUGCAAAGCCAUGGACACGUGGCUCAACGCGGCCACGCACAACGUGGUGGUGCUGCACAACAAGGGAAACCGUGGCCGGCUGGGGGUGGUAGUGGCUGCCUACAUGCACUACAGCAACAUCUCGGCCAGCGCCAGCCAGGCUCUGGACAGGUUUGCCAUGAAGCGAUUCUAUGAGGACAAAGUGGUACCAGUGGGGCAGCCAUCCCAGAAGAGGUACAUCCAUUACUUCAGUGGGCUCCUCUCUGGCAGCAUCAAGAUGAACAACAAGCCCCUCUUUCUCCAUCAUGUCAUCAUGCAUGGUAUCCCCAACUUUGAGUCAAAAGGCGGUUGUCGGCCCUUCCUGAAAAUAUACCAGGCCAUGCAGCCCGUCUACACCUCGGGGAUCUACAAUGUGCAAGGAGACAGCCAGACAGGCAUCUGCAUCACCAUUGAGCCUGGCUUACUACUGAAAGGUGAUAUCUUGCUGAAGUGUUACCACAAGAAGUUUCGCAGCCCGACCCGUGAUGUGAUUUUCCGUGUGCAGUUCCACACGUGUGCUGUGCAUGACCUUGAUGUUGUCUUUGGCAAGGAGGACCUGGAUGAGGCCUUCAGAGAUGACCGUUUCCCUGAGUAUGGGAAGGUGGAGUUUGUGUUCUCCUAUGGCCCUGAGAAGAUCCAAGGCAUGGAGCACCUGGAGAACGGGCCCAGCGUCUCUGUGGACUACAACACAUCUGACCCACUCAUCCGAUGGGACUCCUAUGAGAACUUCAACAUCCAGCGUGACAAUAGCACGGAGGGAGCCUGGGCUGAGCCACCCCUCCCUGACAAGCACCUGGAGAAAGAGGUUGGGCACACACAAGGGCCCCUGGACGGGAGCCUCUACGCUAAAGUGAAGAAGAAAGACUCCCUCCACGGCAGCACUGGUGCCAUCAAUGCUGCUCGCCUCCCGCUGCCAGCAGCGCCCAACCACGUUGAGCACACGCUCUCGGUGAGCAGUGACUCGGGCAACUCCACUGCCUCCACCAAGACUGACCGGACCGAUGAGCCGGCGGUGCCUGGGGCGCCUGGUGGCCAGGCGGUGCUGAGCCCUGAGGAGAAGCGGGAGCUGGAUCGUCUCCUUGUUGGCUUUGGCUUAGAGAGUGCCCCACCCAUGCACAACCACCUGCCCGGCCCCGUACCGGCACGCCUGACCGCCAUGCCAGGCCGCCAUGUGGUGCCAGCUCAGGUGCAUGUUAAUGGGAAUGCUGCGACACUGGUGGCUGAGCGGGAGACGGAUAUAUUGGAUGAUGAUCUGCCCAACCAGGAUGGGCACAGUGUGGGCAGCCUGGGCACGCUCUCUUCCUUGGAUGGCACCACCACUGCAAGCGAGGCUGGCUACCAGGAAGCUCCCCGGGUGGGAAGCCUCUCCUCGCUGCCCAAUGGGCCUUCGAGCUGCAACGGGACCGAGAAGUUGCUGAAGGAGGGGCUGUAUGAUGGUGAGCUGCUCUCCAAUGGUGGCUACCCCUACAACAACCAGAACACCCUCACAGGCCACCACCUCCGUGACACGCUGCCUUCCCUGCGGCCCUCAGCGUCUGCUCAGGACCACCUGGCUGGCUAUCCACAGCGUCCGCCUGGCUCCCACACCCCAGGCUGGCUCCAGCCUCAGCCACUGCCCAGUUCCCAGUCCUACCUGUAUGGCUAUGACCCCUCUGGCACCUAUCAUUCCCGGUCCUUCCCAGCGAUGGACACAGCCAAGUACGAUGUGAACCCAGUACUGCCCCAGGCUCCAGCUCGCAGCACCAGCAGCCGGGAGGCCGUGCAGAGGGGCUUGAAUUCCUGGCAGCAGCAAGGAGGGAGUCGGCCACCUUCUCGGCUACAGGAAAGUGGUGUGGAGAGCCACAGCCCCAGUGUCUCCAGCUGCAGCCCCCAGCCCAGCCCACUACAGCUGGUGCCUCCGCACAGCCACAGCAUGCCGGAGUUCCCCCGGACGCCUUCCCGACGGGAGAUUGAGCAGUCCAUUGAAGCCCUCGAUGUCCUCAUGCUGGACCUUGCACCCGCCAUCCACAAGUCACAGAGCGUGCCCACUGCCUCCCGACAGGAUAAGCCAGCAGGAUCCCUGCACUCCUCCCUCUCAGCCCAGCCCAUUGCUGGUCUCUACGCCCGGCCGACUCCGCAGGUGGUCCAACCGAGGUCCUUUGGCACUUCUGUGAGCCCUGUGGUCUCCGAGCCUGAGGGCAAAGCCUGUUCUCCCAGGGAGCCGGACUAUGGGGUGCAUGAGUACCGGGAAACUUAUUUGCCCUACAACUACCAGUCGGCCCCAGUGCCAGAGCCAAGGAGCUACAGCCAUUCCCCAGCCGGAGCGCCAAUGGGAAUCCCCCUGCACAGCACCUCCUACAGCCCUGCAGGGUCUCAGCAGCUCCUUGUCUCUUCUCCGCCUUCCCCCACCAUCCCAGCACAAACUCAGAUGCCCCCCAAGGGACCAGAGAGCUAUGAAGACCUGUCGAGGUCGGCAGAAGAGCCCUUGAAUCUGGAGGGCCUGGUGGCCCACAGAGUGGCAGAGUACAACGCCAGGCUCAGGGAACUCAACAAGAGCACCAAAGUCCCCCGUCCUCUGAACCAGCAACGGUCCUUCUCCUCUGGGGUUCAGUCCAGGGAGAAGGCCCCGGAGGAGAGUGCUGUCCCUGCCCGUAAACGGACUCCCAGUGAUAGCCACUAUGAGAAGAGCUCGCCGGAGCCCAGCUCGCCCCGCAGCCCCACUGUCCUCUCGCCUGAGGUGGUCAGCACCAUCGCAGCCAACCCUGGAGGGAGGCCCAAAGAGCCUCACCUCCACAGCUACAAGGAAGCCUUUGAAGAGAUUGAGGGUGCUUCCCCCACCAGCCCACCCUCCAGCGGCGGUGAGAUUUCUCCCCCCAUCCCGGCCUUCCCCGUCUCACCACAAACCCCUUACUCCAACCCCAUGCGUUCUCCUCCUGGCCUGGCCAAGACUCCACUUUCAGCACUGGGACUGAAACCCCACAACCCAGCUGAGAUCCUUCUGCAUCCUGUAGGAGAGCUAGAAGGGGAGGCAGGUGGUGAUUCUGAAGAAGAGCCCAGGAGCUAUGUCGAGUCUGUGGCCCGCACAGCCACAAUAAGCAGAGGAGGAACUCUGCCGACUACCCAGCACGGAGGCCCAGAGGUGCCCACCAGGAAUGGCACCUUCACCAACUCCUUCACCACCCCCAGCCCCAUCUCCACCAGCAGUCCCAUUCACAGCGUGGAUGGGGCCUCCCUCCGCAGCUACCCAUCUGAGGGCAGCCCUCAUGGCACUGUUACGCCUCCCCAUGCCUCAUCUGAGCAUGUUUACCGGUCCCCUGUCAGCUCGCAGAUGCCUUCUGCUCACAGCAGCUAUCAAAACUCGUCUCCAUCCUCUUUUGCAAUGGUCCAAGGUGGGGUCCCGGGAUCAGCAUACACCAGCCCUGACUACCCUGAUGGCCGAGCUGCCCUCCAGCCAGACACCCAGGCUCGGCCUCAGCCUCAUGUCAAUGUGGGGGCACACGUUGUACCGGGCAGCCCCCGCACCCUGCAUCGGACAGUGGCUACCAACACACCGACACCACCCAGCCCUGGCUUUGGGCGAAGAGCUGUCAACCCCAGUAUGAGCAGUGCUCCUGGCAGCCCCGGGCUGGGCAGACAUGCAGUGGCAGUCCACAGCAACCUGGUGGCCCCACCGGGAAGCCCCAGCCUGGCCAGGCAUCAAGCUGCAGCGGCCCUCCCGCCUGGCAGCCCCCUGUAUGGCUACUCCAGCCCAGAGGAGAGGCGCCCAACGGUGUCUCGGCAGAGCAGCUCCUCCGGCUACCAGCCUCCCUCCACGCCGUCCUUCCCAGUCUCGCCGGCUUACUACCCUGGCACAAGCACGCCGCACUCCUCCUCCCCGGACUCGGCUGCCUACCAUCAGGGUAGCCCCACACCUCAGCCCACGCUGCCCGAGAAGCGGCGGAUGUCGGCUGGGGAACGCUCCAACAGUCUGCCCAACUAUGCCACUGUCAAUGGUAAGGUGUCCUCGCCCCUCUCCAGCCCCAGCAGCGGGGGUGCCGUCACCUUCUCCCACACCCUGCCAGACUUCUCCAAGUUCUCCAUGCCAGACAUCAGCCCUGAGACUCGUGCCAAUGUCAAGUUUGUCCAGGACACUUCCAAGUACUGGUAUAAACCGGAGAUCUCCAGGGAGCAGGCCAUCGCACUGCUGAAGGACAGGGAGCCAGGAGCUUUCAUCAUUCGAGACAGCCACUCCUUCCGGGGAGCCUAUGGCCUUGCCAUGAAAGUAGCUUCUCCACCUCCCACGGUUAUGCAGCAGAACAAGAAAGGAGACAUCACCAACGAGCUGGUGAGGCACUUCCUCAUCGAGACCAGCCCACGGGGUGUGAAACUAAAAGGAUGCCCCAACGAGCCCCAUUUUGGAUGUCUCUCAGCCCUGGUGUACCAGCACUCCAUCAUGCCCUUGGCCCUGCCCUGCAAGCUGGUCAUUCCUGACCGAGAUCCUAUGGAGGAAAAGAAGGACACUGCAUCUGCCACCAACUCAGCCACAGACCUCCUCAAACAGGGUGCAGCCUGCAAUGUUCUCUUCAUCAAUUCAGUGGAGAUGGAGUCACUAACAGGCCCACAAGCCAUUGCAAAGGCUGUCACCGAGACACUGGUGGCUGACCCUACGCCCACUGCCACCAUUGUCCACUUCAAAGUCUCUGCACAAGGCAUCACCUUAACCGACAACCAGAGGAAAUUGUUCUUCCGACGUCACUACCCCCUCAACACUGUCACCUUCUGUGACCUGGACCCCCAGGAACGAAAGUGGACUAAAACUGAUGGAAAUGGCCCAGCCAAGCUCUUUGGCUUUGUGGCCAGGAAGCAAGGGAGUACCACAGACAACAUCUGCCACCUCUUUGCGGAGCUGGACCCAGACCAGCCAGCUGCAGCCAUUGUCAACUUUGUCUCCAGGGUCAUGCUUGGAUCUGGCCAGAAAAGAUGAGCUGGCACUUGUGGGUGAUUCUUGAAUUUUGGAGAAGGACUUGGAGCAGAUCCGAGAAAGAGUGUGAGGAAGUGCAUUGUGGGAGAGGGAAGUGAAUCUGGGGGGGCGGUGGGGGGGAAGGAUUGGAAUUUUGGAGGAAAACAGCAAACAACAAGGAAGCCCCAAUGAAACCCCUAAAAACUCAACACAAGCCAAGGAACCAAAUCCAUGCACCUACAUAAGAGAACCACAAAGUCACGCCGGACAGGAUGCAUGUUCCAUCGCAGAGAAGGUGACCAAAUGAAGGUGGCAGUGAGAGGUGUGUUCCCAGCUUCCAGCAUCAUGGUCCCAAGAGAUGACAGCCACUUGGGACUGACUGCAGGACCAUGACUGGUGUUUUUCAUCUGCAAGAAGAUGACACAACUGGCAAAACCCAUGGAAGAAGCUCUGUCCCAGCAGCUCCAUCAGUGAGAAUCAUCUGUGUGUUUGAAACGACUGUAGGAGAUCAUGAUGUGGGCUGGGUCUCUGUGGGACAAUGUAGUAGAUGCUCUCAGAAAUCUUCCCUUGUCUGGCUGCAGAAUAGGGUUCUCACCAGCCCUUGCACUUCUCCUGAAACUGGCUGGUCUCCUGGCAACUUACUGGGGAUGUGGAGGGACUUGGUUCUGAACCCUCCCAUCCCUGCAGAGCUCAGCUAUGGGCAGACCUGCAUUGCUGACCCAGAGCCCAGCACCAGUCACAGGUAAGCAGCUGUGAGUCCACCUGGAGAAGCGAAGCGGGGGGUGAUGACAUUUCUCCAUCUCCCCUAGGGGUGCUUCUGCCUCCAAGCCAGCAAGGGAAUGUGUGGGGAAAGCAGAUGCUCCCUGGCAGCCUCCUUGGAGGAUGCAGAAAGUUGUCUCCUCUCCAUGUUCCCCUUUUCUCUCCCAUCACUAGUCCUCUUUGGUAGUUUUCUCCUGCGGCCUGUCACACGUUCUCUUAUACACACACAGAAAAAAAAAAAACAAAAAAAAAACCAAACUAGAAAGGCAAGAAAACCAUUGCAUUAAUAAUAAUAAUAAUAAUAAUAAUAAUAAUAGCAGAUGCUGGCACAGGUGGGUUCUCUGUGCAAAGCAGCAGCCCCGUGGCUAUCCCUGUCUCACUCUUCGGAGACGCUCAAGCGGUUUUUAAAUUGCAUGGACGUUCCAGUUGCACGAAAGGUGAAUGACUACAAGUAACUCAGGCGCUUUCUCUUCCUUUUGUUUUGGAGGCCACGUUAAAAAAAAAAAAAAGGCAAAUUUUAAAUAGAAAGUAGAAAAGGAAAGGACCUGCCAUCACUGGGCAACUUUGGCUCGGUGGGGAGGUAACAAGUCCUCUGAGAGCCACCCCUGCUAGGCACAUGGGUGCCCUCCAAACCGACUGGCUGGAGGCUUGUGCCUUCCAAAUGCACUGCAGAGUUGCAGUGGCUUUGGUGCUGACAGCUUUUCCCUUUGGGAGGUGAGGAGGGCCAGCUGGGGGGCGAGAGGGACAAAGGGCUGCUGUAGGGACAGAUCAUGGUUGGAGAGGCAGCAGGCAGAGGUACCAGCCCCUCAGUGUCAGGGAGGGGGCAGAGAAUGCUUUGGUCAGACAUGAAGGUUUGGGACAGGGGGAGCUAUCUGGCUGGAGUGAUGACUGAUCAUUGCUGAGCUCUCUGCUGCAAAUAUUCCCCCUGCCUUGAGCUCGGGAGAAGUUUUCAGUGCAAAGUGGCCCAGACAAUAUAUUUGGGGCAAGAAUUAGAAACAUAGCGCUGCAGCCCCCAAUCCCAGAGAGCUUGUUGUCCUUGGGCCGCCCUUGCCUCGAUAGCUACACUAUAUAUGCAAACUAUGCUGAUGAAAUACUGUAAGCUAACAAAGUUUUAAGGAGGAAGAAACAGUUAAAUUUACACUCUGAAAAUAUUUAUUUUUUUGCCAUAUUGCUUUGUGUGCAUCAUAACUCCCCCAUUAUAUCUGCCCCCCUUCCUCUGCCCCGGGGAUAUACCUGCACGUUAAAAGAAGAUCCAGAACAAGGAGAAAUGCUGAUGGGGGUAGAGGUGCGGGGACCCCCCCCAUGCCCGGGCAGCGUGCAUGUGGCUGGUGUGCAUGUGUGUGUGCGUGUGUGUGAGCCUGGGGGAGCGAGCGGCAUGGGCGCCCGGAGCGGGAUGGCACAGCUGGAUGUACUGGAGUGAGUAAGGAUGCCAAGUGAGGAGUUGAUUGAGAGAUGGAGGCAGCAUGGGGUGCUCUGGGGGGAGGAGGAUUUCCCACCUCCUUGGUCCCCCAGCUGCAUGGAUGUGGAGACCUUUUUGUUUUCGAUGUGUUCAAGAAGUGAUUCCCUCCUUCUGCGAAAUUCAAGCAAGAUGAGAGAUAAUCUCACCUGAAAUCUCCUCACCUUGCCGUUCACCGGUCAGAGAAAACACUGUGUUUAUAGAUAUAUAAAGAUAUAUUUUUGAAAGCCUCUAUUUUUCAAACUUGGUUUUCUCACUGCUAGGAAAAGAGAUGAUAAUAAUGUAAUUUUAUUUUAAUCCGCUGCCUCGGAAACUGGUGCUUGAAAGUCCCUAUCCUCUUUUUCUCUCCAUACAAACAAAGCAGAUGUAAGCACCCCAGAGAUGUUGUGUAGAAGCUGACCCCAGCAGAUAACUUGCCGAAAGCAUCACGCCUGCUUCGGGCCCUGAGCCGCUCACGGCUUCCCCACUAACCCACGAGCUGAAGAUUUAGACUGUAUCAAAAUCUCAACACUAAUCUGAUGAUUAUAUCAUUUUUUUUUAACACACAUCUAAUCACUUUCCAAUGAUGUAGCCAGGUGUUUGUCAACUCCCUUUAAAGGCACUUUCCCCCUCCCCUUUUAUCUCCUUUUAAAAGCUACAUUUUUAGGUGUAACUACCCUUUUGGUCCCCAGGAGAGACGGGAGGCUGGCAUUCAGAGUCGCCCAGGUCUUGGGGCUGGUGGGGACCUAGUGUUGAUAUUUUUUCCUUAUGAAAGGGACAGAAAAGACACUUGCGUUUUUUUUUUUUUCUUUUUUUUCCCCCUUUGGGUUUUAAAUGCAGUCAUGGUAUUUGAGAUUUGAGCUUGCAUGAGUUAAGCCCAGCAUAUGUUUUUUUGUAAUCACACUGCCGUUGUCAGCAGCUGGAUGGUAUCUCUCGCUCUCUCUCUCACACACACACAAACACAUCCCUCCUUCCUGCACAAAGAACUGCAUAUAUUCUUGCCAAAGAUAUCCUUUAAAACGCACUUUCCCCCCACAUAUAUAUAUAUAAAUAUAUAUAUAAUUUUUUUUCAUGUGUGUGUGUGUGUGUAAAUUUAUUGUUCGUGCCCUUUUUGUGUUGGUUUGUUUUUCAGAGAAUCCCCUUCCCGCCUGUCCUCCCUUUGCUCUCGAUGUUGCUGUCUGUUGGGGAAACGCUUCCCAAGGGGUUGUUCGCUCUCUAGCCAAAAUGGUAGCUCCUGCAGUGCACAUCAGUGGAGAUGGGGCGGCUCAUGGGUUUAAGCAGGUAAAUUGAGAAUAGUUUGGGAUUGCUCUGGACGCAACAUUUGCUGGCUGCCCCUGGUCAAACCACACAUGGAAAACAAACCAGGUAGGGAGGAAAACCCAACUUAGCCUCCAGGCAUUGAUUUUUCCAGUGUGUUCAACCGCCUGCACUGAAGAGCAAAGUAAAUCCCCACCCAGCAGGUUGGGCGGGUAAAGAAACCAGUUGCCCAAAAACCCCAGACAGCAGCAUCAACAAAAGGCAACCCUUCCCGUUGGAGCAGGCAGGAGGAUCAGACAGCAAAGGAGCCCGCAGGGGCUUGUUUCAUUUCGUUCGUUUGUUUUGCAAAUUGCGAGGUUGGU
This is a messenger RNA of Indicator indicator, 9348 nucleotides long. It is a transcript of the gene TNS1, whose product is annotated as tensin 1. The record is from RefSeq and is a predicted model, not a curated record. Gene Ontology annotation, molecular function: protein binding. The transcript has 34 exons. Bases 1 to 5559 code for a protein of 1852 amino acids. Gene Ontology annotation, biological process: fibroblast migration. NCBI's taxonomy places the organism in Eukaryota, Metazoa, Chordata, Aves, Piciformes, Indicatoridae.